Messenger RNA from Epinephelus moara (kelp grouper), 4162 nucleotides. RefSeq names its product carboxy-terminal domain RNA polymerase II polypeptide A small phosphatase 1-like. Bases 811 to 1599 code for a protein of 262 amino acids. Gene Ontology annotation, molecular function: RNA polymerase II CTD heptapeptide repeat phosphatase activity. The transcript is spliced from 7 exons. NCBI's taxonomy places the organism in Eukaryota, Metazoa, Chordata, Actinopteri, Perciformes, Serranidae. The record is from RefSeq and is a predicted model, not a curated record.
AUAAUAAAUGUUUUUUGUCAUCAAAAUAAUUGCAGCUAUGACAGAUUACAUUUUCAAAAUUAUCCUUAUUUACACGGGGGAGGAGUGUUUCUGGAGAUUUUUCAAGAAGAAAAGAGUUACUUUGAUCUUAGGUGUGGGCACUUUAAAGACUGUCCCUAACUUCCUCUUUCUCCCGGUCGGUUUCAAGGCUGCCCCCGGCAAACGUCAAAGUUGUGCCUGAACAAACUUUAAAAACUCGCCACGCGCAUGAAACAUAUCUCUUUAAUGGCAGAAAAUUUAAACAUUUCACUAUAAACAAGACAAUAAUGAAAAAUACAGGUUUUAUACAUGUUGUAGGGGGUAUAUUUGUAGAAUUCAUACUUAAUUUAAAACAAAAAUAAAACGUCAGAAACGUAUUGAAAUGUCUUCUCAGCGUUUUCCCAGCCGACUAACCCGUUAACUGUACAGUGAUCUUUAUCAUCAGUGAAAAACUUCACAUCCUGCAUUGUGGCUUUAAGAAUGGGGCUUCCUUGAAACCGUCAAGUUCCAUGUUAGCAUGGUCAAAUUGAUGAACUUCUUCAACGUAAAAACGUAAAGAAAUAACUAUUUUUAGACACUUUUAACCUUUUGCAUUUUAGAGCCGUUUGCUCCGAUAUGGUUUGUUUUAUCCGUUUUCCCGUUGUUUAGAGAGUUUCUGUAUUUUUACUCUCAGCAUGCGCGUUUGCAGACAGGGAGUGGCAAAAUAUAAAUAAUUGUUUCUUUUGCCAUAACUCCUCGGAACUAGGUUUUACACAGCGGUAACGUCAUUGUCUUUAAGUGACGGAGGAUCUAAUGGACCAUUCGCCGUCGAUAAUCACGCAAGUAACCAGAGACGAGGAGGAAAAUGCGACUUGUCGUGAGGACGGUGCCAGUGAAGUUUCUCCCUCACAGAAGCCUCGUAGCAGAGGCCUUUUCCACAGUCUCUUCUGCUGUCUAUGUAACAGAGAAUCAGAGCCCCCUCCACUAAAGAACAGUGCCCCCCUCUUGGUAGAAGAAAAUGGGACUCUAUCAAAAGUUCCAGCAAAACCGCUGCUUCCACGGAUGAAAUCGAAUGACGCAGGGAAGAUCUGUGUGGUCAUCGAUUUGGAUGAAACGCUAGUGCAUAGUUCAUUUAAGCCUGUGAACAAUGCUGAUUUUAUCAUUCCAGUGGAAAUUGAUGGAACAGUUCAUCAGGUGUAUGUGUUAAAGAGACCGCACGUUGAUGAAUUCCUCAAGAGGAUGGGAGAAAUGUUCGAGUGUGUUUUGUUCACUGCAAGCUUAUCCAAGUACGCAGAUCCAGUGUCGGACCUGUUGGACAAAUGGGGGGCCUUCCGGAGCCGUCUCUUCCGGGAGUCAUGUGUUUUCCACAAAGGGAAUUACGUAAAAGACCUGAGCCGUUUAGGAAGAGAUCUCAACAAGGUUAUCAUCAUCGAUAACUCCCCAGCGUCCUAUAUCUUCCAUCCCGACAAUGCAGUUCCUGUAGCGUCCUGGUUUGACGACAUGUCAGACACUGAGCUCCUUGAUCUUAUCCCCUUCUUUGAGAGACUAAGCAAAGUGGACGACAUCUAUGAUGUUCUCCAGCAGCAGAGGACUUCAAGUUAACAGAGGCAGGAUACUAGGAUGAAAAUAAUCACCAGCAGCUGUCGUCACGGGGCCACGGAGGCCGGUGGGCCACAGGCUCCACGCUGCUUCCAACUACAAGGACCACAGUGCAAAAAAAUGCCUCUCAUUAAAUCUCAUAUUCACACAGUGUAUUGCAUUAAAAUGUGAAAGCAGUGUUCCACCAGGGUUUGGUCCCAGGGACAGAUCAGAGACAGAUAUUUUUUCUCCUUUUUUUUAAUACUAUAUAAAGACUGAAUAUGAGAUUCAAUGACGUCUGUAGAUAUUGUUUGCAGUGCAGCUAGUGUGUUGUUGUUGUCAUCAUUAUGUGACAGCAGUGACCUAGUAUGUAAGUGUGCUGUAAACCUAGAUUGUGUGAACAGUUGUUCAGUGCCAUUCUACAAAUGAGCCACAUCGGUCAUUUUCAUUUCAGUACAAGACCGUUCCUCGAACCCCAGUAACUUUCUUUUUUCUUGCCUAAAAUGGCCUAAUGUGUAUGUAGUAAUUAUGGAAGCCUAUUUCCUUCAAUGUGAUGAAAAAAAGAUCCUGUAAGUCAUUAUGAGAAACUUUUUUUUAAAUAAUGACAUGGUAGCUCAACAUAAGGACCUAGUAUCACAAAAUAAUGACUUUGUAUCUCAGAAUAAUGACUUAUCGCAAAAUGAGAUAAGUAAGUUGUUAUUAUUUUGCCUUUGUGGGAGCAACAGCCAUGGCCGUCGUCCAUCCGUCCGUCAUGAACGUGAUUUCUCAAGAAGGCCUUGAGGAAGUUUCUUCUAAUUUGGCACAAACAUCCACUUGAACUCAACGAUGAACUGAUUAGAUUUCGGUGGUUAAAGGUCACUGUGACCUCACAUAACAUGUUUUUGGCCAUAACUCAAUGCUAUUAUCUAUAUUAAUAAGAAUCCAUGUACUUAUUAUGACAAGAUUUCACACGGAUGUCUAACAGGAUAACAUGAUGAAGUAAAGACAUUAUUUAUCCAAAAUGUCAACUUCACAGUGAUCUGCAAUAACACUUUUCUGGCCAUUACUCAACUCCACAACUCAGGAACAGAAGAGGACAUAUUUGGUCAGAUACUGAAUUGGUGACACUAAUCUUGUGUGCCUACUUUGAAACUUUAGUGAUUGUAUAGAUCAAUGCUGCCAGGCUGAAGAUGUGUGUGUGAAGCAUCCAUGGUUUCAAUGAACCAUUGCCAACUGUCAUGGCUGAAUGUGAGUCUGGACAGACACUGGAUGUAAACCAUAACUGCAACUUGACUGGUUCAUGAUGGAUACAAUGUGAGGCAGUAAUUACAGUUUUGAGAAAUUUUCCCAUUAUACAUUCACAUAAUUGUGAGAAGAUUCUCAUAAUGACCUUUUUUCCCAUCACAUUGGUGGAAAUGGGCCUCCGUAAUCAAAAGACAAUCAUUAACUUUAGAGAAUUUAAUUUUAAUAAUUUCUAUAACAUUUCACUACAAAACACACAGUAUUGAUGUGCUCCAAAUACUGUACACUCACUGUAUGUUUUUGGAAAGCUUUGAAGAAGCAGAAGAAGUUUGUUUGAGGAAUUUGGCAGAACAGUAAUCAUGGGAAACAAUAUCUUGAAGUCCCCUGCCAUUGAUUUUGGUCCUUAUUCACUACAUUACAGAUGACUGAUAAUGUGAAAUCACUAAAUUCUAAUAUUAUUGAAAUCUAAUUUUUAAUGUGUAAUAACCCGUUGUAGUCUUUUUCUUAUGCCUAGUUCAGUCAGAAAACACCCUAAUCCUGUUGUUCAUUGGUGUACCUCAUACUUGCAUACCAACAAAUCUAAUUAUGAGACACAUAAAAUCUGGAUCUUUUGGACAGUUCUAGAUUAGCAUUAAGGAAACAGACUGACUGUACAGUGAUCAGACUUUCCACACACACAGACUUACUACAGAAAUGGUGAGAUUAUUUUUGUAUAUACAGUAUAACAGGAUUUUAGGCAAUCGUUUUGAUUUGUUUUUAACGUUAUUUUACCUAAUGUUAUUUUAUCUUUGGAGUUUUUAGUUGAGUUGGCCACUACAGUGUGCGGCCCAUCAAUGAUGCAAUACUGAUCAUAUGUGCAGGAGGAGGCUGUUAAUGGCGACUUAAGUUUGAUGUUUGGUUUGAAAGCACACUUUGAUCUGUAAACUUGAACCCAAACUUUUUAUGUAAGAUGUGGAGUCAGAUGUUCUUCCGUAUGGAGCUGUAUAUACAGUUUAAUUGGGGAAACUUGUGCCAGACAUGUUCGAGCCCUGAUUACUUUAACUCUGAAGCGAGUGUGUAUAUUUGUAUGUGUGCGUGUGAGUUUAAGUGUGAUUGCGUCGGUGAGUAUUUUCUUUGGUUUGAGAUUUUUAAAAAAGAGGAUACUCUGACAAUAUGUGAAAAAUCAUAACCUAUCUUUAAAUAACAACUUAACUUCUUUUUUUUUUUUUACUGUAUGCAACAAGUAAAGUGACACAAGUAAAGAAACUGGUUCAAACAUGUUGAGUUCUUAUAUUGCUGCUGACAAUUGCUAAGAUUGGAAGAAAAAAAAAAGACAAAUAGAGAUAUCUUUACCUUGCAUCAAUAAAGCAUGUUUUAUUGAAACAGG